Molecule: messenger RNA, 1699 nt
Organism: Eublepharis macularius
Lineage: Eukaryota; Metazoa; Chordata; Lepidosauria; Squamata; Eublepharidae
Gene: BOK
Product: BCL2 family apoptosis regulator BOK
Exons: 5
Coding region: 361-1002 (213 amino acids)
Biological process (GO): regulation of apoptotic process; intrinsic apoptotic signaling pathway in response to DNA damage; extrinsic apoptotic signaling pathway in absence of ligand
Cellular component (GO): mitochondrial outer membrane
Molecular function (GO): protein heterodimerization activity; protein homodimerization activity
Source: RefSeq, a predicted model, not a curated record
AGGAGCUGACAGCCAGCCGGGAAGCUUUGCGUAGACUGCAAGAAGAGCGGCAAAGACUCCUAGGGAACUCGGUGCCGCGCAGCUUCAAGAGCUGAGGAUGGGGACUGAGAAGCCCUGUAGUCUGUGUACAGCCUAGGCCAGAAGGAGCAGAGGGGAAAAGAAGCGAUCAGAUAACGGGGGUGGAAAUGCAUUGGAAAGGUACUUCAAAAGAAUAUUUAUUGCAAAGGCUGCCCUGUAGCAGGAUCACAGUGAAUCAUUAUCCUAAGCGAGAGCUGUAGAUUCCUCUCAAGGCACCCUGCUGUCAAAUUCCUCAUGACAGCUGACAGCUCCACCCUUCAUGUUUGGGACUAGCUGACGAAGAUGGAGGUAUUGCGCCGCUCUUCUGUCUUUGCUGCAGAGGUGAUGGAAGUGUUUGAUCGGACGCCCACUGACAAGGAGCUUGUUUCUCAGGCCAAGGUGCUCUGCAGAGACUACAUCCACUCCAGGUUGAUUCGGGCAGGAAUUGGCUGGAACAAGCCUGAAUAUAGCGCACCUGCUCCUGGUGGCAAGUUAGCAGAGGUGUCAAACAUUCUUUUGAGAUUAGGUGAUGAGCUGGAGUACAUUAGGCCCAACCUUUAUCGGAAUGUUGCACGACAGCUAAACAUCUCCCUGCACUCAGAGACGGUGGUGACGGAUGCCUUCCUGGCAGUGGCAACUCAGAUCUUUUCUUCAGGCAUCACAUGGGGGAAGGUGGUGUCGCUCUAUGCUGUGGCAGCUGGGCUGGCAGUUGACUGUGUUAGACAUGCCCAACCAGCUAUGGUCCACACCAUUGUAGACUGCUUGGGGGAGUUUGUACGCAAGACUUUGGUGACGUGGCUUAAGAGGAGAGGAGGCUGGACUGACAUAACGAAGUGUGUGGUGAAUACUGAUCCCAACCUUCGCACCCAUUGGCUUGUGGCUGCCAUCUGUAGUUUUGGUCAUUUCCUGAAGGCCAUCUUCUUCAUGCUCUUGCCAGAAAGAUGACAUCCAGUUUCCUAGUGAAGCCCAUCUCCUUCUUGGGGUCGCAGGCAGCACAGGGAAGGAAUGGUGGGGGGAGGACCAGCCAAAUGCACAUUCCUUUCCCAGCUGCCAAAAUGCAAAGACAUUAAUCAACAAUGGGAAAAAUUUCUCUGGGACAUUUCUUGCAAUGCCCUUUGGGCAGGAGACCAAUGUGCUUGUUGCUCAGUUAUUUCCCUCCUUCCCGUUCCAAAUAGUGCUCCAUUUACACAUAAGAAUUCCAACCAGAGCUGCCAACAAGAAGAAAACUAUUCUCCUUUAAUUGUAAAAUGGCUACUGCUUAGCAGGGUUUUUUUUUCCCCUUUCAGAUGGCUAGUAGAUCCUCCAAUCUUCUCUAAACAUUGCAUCCUUGAGGCUGUAAUAUGCAAAGCAAACUGCCUGAUACAUUUGGAUUUAGGUGAUAAAACAAGGAACAAAUUAAAAUGCUAGGUUUUACCUAAUGGAGCCCAGAGAUGCUAGACUGCAGAAUGAAUGCUCAGAUAAGUAUUCUCUCUGUUUCUUUUCAAAAGCUUGAGAAAGUUAACAGAGAAUUCAAGUGACUCCCUGCGUGAGUUGUAUUUUGAGGGGAAAGAAGUGGCAUCACUCUUAUAUCCACUGCUGUGUAUUUAUCAUGUACAAUAUGCAACUGUUUAUUUUGUGGUAAACAAUAAAUGCUAACUGAACA